GUCUUCAAAGCAGCGGCAAAUUCUUUCGAUCCAGUCGUCACGAUCCGAAUAUCCUACCUGGAAAUCUACAACGAGACCUUGGUCGACCUUCUGACUGGGACGGGUGACCUGGCUGUGGUGGAUUGCCCCCAGGGCGUUUAUGUGAAGGGCUUGUCCAUACAUCGAGUUAGGCACGAGGAAGAUGCUCUAAAUCUCCUUUUUGAGGGCGGGACGAACAGAGCGAUAGCAGAGCACGCGCUGAAUAAAAACUCAUCCCGAUCCCAUUGCAUCUUUACUAUUUAUAUUGAGUCUCGCUUCAGAGCUUUCUCAGACGGCAAAUGCAUUCACUCUAAAAUCAACUUAAUAGAUCUGGCAGGCUCAGAGAGACUCAGCAAGACUGGGUCUGAGGGACAGAUUCUGAAAGAAACCGUGUACAUCAACAAGUCUCUGUCGUUCCUCGAGCAAAUCAUCAUUGCCCUGGCUGAUAGUAAGAGGGAACACGUCCCCUUCCGGCAGAGCAAGCUCACCCACGUUCUCAAGGACUCGCUAGGGGGAAACUGCAAUACUGUCCUAGUGGCAAACGUCUGCGGGGAAGCUGUGCACGUGGAAGAGACUCUGUCUUCUCUUCGUUUCGCCACCAGAAUGAAAUGGAUCACGACGGAGCCCGUCAUCAAUGAGACCUACGACCAAGAGGGCACAGUGAAGGCUUUGGAGAGGGAGAUUGCUCUUCUCAAGCAGGAACUAGCCAUGAAUAACAGCUUGGUAAAUUGUUCUCCGGUGACUUACGACCCUCUGACUGACGUCCAGAUAGCAGAGAUUAAGUCUCAAGUCCGAAAAUACCUAAAUGGAGACAUUGAUGAAAUCGAUAUAGUGAACGUCAGGCAAAUCCAGGAGGUGUUUAAGCAGUUCAAGCUGAUUGUAAGUCAACAGGAGCGUGAAGUGGAGGCCAGGCUGCGGAGCAAGUACGCUCUGAUCGACAAGAAUGACUUCGCUGCCAUUUCAGCUGUUGGAAAGGCAGUUGUGGUUGAUGUGGAUGGCCACCUGGUGGAGGAAGAGGACGGCCAGUCUUUUGGAACCAUAACUGCUCGUUCUUCAUCUGAACGUUCUUCGAGGGUGUCCAGGAUGACUGCAGAGCAGCCCAACUCCCCUCCGUCCAAGCUCGUGGCAUUUGAGCAAUUUCAGGAGGAGUGCGGAAGUGAGAUCAUCCAAAUCUUUAAAGAGAACAAAAGCAUCCUCCUCGCGAGGAAGAAGAAGAACUUUGCAGUGAUGCAGAGGAUCUCCUCCAUCAAGCGUGAGAUGGACGGCAUCAACAGGGCCCUGGAGACUCGCAAGCAGGAGUGGCGUCAGCAGGGAGCGUACGUUCAGCAGAAAGGACGGAUCAUAAUUGACGAGAGCGAUUUCUUGCUCUUGGUGAAGCUGAAAGACCUGAAGGAAGAGUACAAGUCAGCUUCUGCUGAAGCGCAGGAGCUGAAGGCAGAAAUCCAGUACUGCCAGCGCCUCGUCGACCGGAGCCGGGACAAACUCUUCUCAGAGUUUGAGACCUGGUACAGAGAGUCCUUCCUUAUCCCCAAGGACGUGCAGGAAGCACUGAGGCCCAACAGCAGCAUCACACCGGGAAUGAUUCCCUUGAACAGGGUCACGUGCCUGGAGGAAGAUGACGAAGACAAGUUCGAGCUGAUGCAGCAGACGACGCUGCCGGGCGGCCCGGCUUCGCUCUCGUUCUACAGGGCCAAGAUGAAGACCGAACAAAAGCACACGUACGCCAGAACCAUGUUGUCCCUUGAGAAAAUGCAGAAGAAACCCGGCGUCCUCACCGCUGCUGGGAAGAAUAAAACCCUGAUGUUCCUGCAGGUCAUGUAG
Apaloderma vittatum (bar-tailed trogon) is the source of this 1839-nucleotide messenger RNA. RefSeq names its product kinesin family member 9 (gene KIF9). The transcript is spliced from 16 exons. Gene Ontology annotation, molecular function: ATP binding; microtubule binding; microtubule motor activity. Lineage: Eukaryota; Metazoa; Chordata; Aves; Trogoniformes; Trogonidae. Gene Ontology annotation, biological process: microtubule-based movement. The record is from RefSeq and is a predicted model, not a curated record. The annotation marks the transcript as partial.